AUGAUCAUUCGGGCAGAAAUCGCCGGCUAUGAUGUAGGUCGGGUGCUAAUCGACACCGGGAGUUCGGUGAACGCAAUUUUUGCCGAUGCAUUCAAAGGCCUGGGAAUUGCCGACAGCAUGGUUAAUCGGCAAAUUACGCCCCUCCUCAGUUUUUCUGGGGAUCUAGUCCAACCGGUCGGUAGUAUCAGCCUGCCCAUCGCCUUCGGUUUCGCCCCGAGGAAAACAAUGACCUACGACCAGUUCCUCAUUGUCGACUCCCCAACGGCAUAUAACGUCAUCAUAGGGCGCACGGCACUCACCAGGAUCAAAGCCCACUUAUCCCCCCACAUGUUGCUGAUGAAAUUCCCUACGCGCAACGGUACUGGGGUCAUCCGGGGUGACCAGCUCAGCGCACGGACGUGCUAUGCCACGGCCCUUAAAUCGGUAGCUUGUAAACCGUCAAUGGAAGCCACGACCGUGCAGGAACUACCGAACGGUAGCGAGCCCAUUGAUGACCCUAGGGAGGAAACGCCAGCACCGGUAGCACAGCCUGCUGAAGAGCUCGAAACCGUGGUCCUGGACGAGGAUUUUCCCGAUCGAUGGGUAAAAAUCGGCACCAGCCUAGAUCCCGAACUCCGAAGCCAGUUCAUCAACUUCUUACGGCAACAGGCAGAGGUCUUCGCCUGGUCUUACGACGAUAUGCCCGGCAUAUCACCUGAUGUCAUCAACCACAAGCUCAGCAUCUCCACUGCCCACAAACCGGUCAGACAGAAGCGUCGGUCAUAUGAUGCCGAACGGUACGAGGCGAUGCGUGCCGAGGUUGACAAGCUCAAAGCCAUCGGCUUUAUCAGGGAAGCUACGUACCCUGUUUGGCUUGCCAACUCCGUCAUGGUUCGGAAGGCCAAAGGAGGGUGGCGGAUGUGUCAGGAUUAUACCGACCUGAACAAGGCUUGUCCGAAGAACAGUUUCCCCUUGCCAAGAAUCGACCAGCUCGUCGACGCUACCGCUGGACACGAGCUGCUGACCUUCAUGGACGCCUACUCGGGAUACAACCAGAUCUUUAUGGACCCUGCCGAUCUAGAGCAUACGGCAUUCAUCACCGACCGCGGUUUGUACUGUUACAACGUCAUGCCUUUCGGCUUGAAAAACGCGGGAGCAACUUACCAACGGCUCGUCAAUCGGAUUUUUGCCAAGCACAUCGACGGCAUCAUGGAGGUAUAUGCUGAUGACAUGUUGGCAAAAAGCCGAACGGCAAGGGGGCACCUGGAAAACUUGGCCCUCAUGUUCGGUAUACUGAAGGACUACCGAAUGAGGCUGAACCCAACAAAGUGCGCUUUCGGUGUAUUUUCCGGCAAAUUUCUCGGAUUCAUGAUCAGCCAAAGGGGAAUCGAGGCUAAUCCUGAGAAAAUCAAAGCCAUAAUAGACAUGGAAACGCCGAAGACACAGAAGGACAUUCAAAGCCUUACCGGACAUAGCGCCGCCCUAAUACGCUUCAUCUCCAAGGCCACCGACAAGUGCGUGCCGUUCUUCAAAGCUUUGAAAGGGGGUAAACAUCACAUCGCGUGGACUCCCGAAUGCGACCAGACAUUUCAAAACUUGAAGAACAACAUGAGCCAUGCACCGCUGUUAUCAAAACCGCUCCCAGGAGAAGUGCUACUCCUAUACCUUUCGGUAUCAAACACUGCCGUUAGCUCAGUACUGAUACGGAAGCUGGAGAGGGCGGAGCUACCGAUUUUCUAUGUCAGCAAGGCGCUCCAAAGUGCGGAGCUUCGGUACCCACCCUUAGAGCAGUUGGCACUGGCCCUGGUCGUCUCGGCGCGAAGGCUUCGCCCAUACUUCCAGGCGCACGAGAUCACUGUUCUAACAAACCAGCCCCUUCGACAGGUACUCCAAAAGCCAGAAACGUUGGGCCGAUUGGUCAAAUGGGCAAUCGAGUUGGGGGAGUUUGACAUACAGUUCAAACCAAGGCCUGCAGAAAAAGGUCAGGCCGUCACCGACUUCAUUUCCGAGCUCACACCCGCGCUAUCGGAAUCGCCCUUUCCGAGCGCUAUCCCCACUGCGCCAGAGAGAACGGAAGCCGGGCACUUCGACACUUCCGUUCCUCUCUGGAUUCUGCACGUAGACGGCUCGGCAAACCAGCAAGGCUGCAGUGCCAGCUUGGUAUUAACCACUCCGGACGGUGGCAAAAUUGAGUAUGCCCUCCGAUUCAACUUCCGGACAUCCAAUAACGAGGCGGAAUACGAGGCUCUCUUGGCCGGCCUUCGGCUGGCCAAAAGUAUGAGCGCGAAACAGAUCAGCAUUCACCGUGACUCCCAGCUCAUAGUGAACCAGAUAACGGCAGACUUCGCGGGACCAAAGGGUGCAUUUAUGCCAGCUUACCUAUCGGCAGCUCACCAACUACUGAAAAAAUUUCAGGCCUACGAAAUUCGGCAGAUCCCCAGGUCAGAAAACAGCCACGCCGAUGCGCUAUCGCGUCUGGCUUCGGCAAUAAAUGAUAAGAUCGGAAGGAAGGUACCGGUGGAGAUAUUAUCCCAACCAAGCACGACAGCUGUUGAGGUGUGUACCGUUCGGUACGAGGAUACAUGGAUGUCUCCAAUUUAUGCAUUCCUGGCAGACGAAACCCUUCCUACCGAUAAGUCUUAG
This is a messenger RNA of Prunus mume (Japanese apricot), 2622 nucleotides long. The record is from RefSeq and is a predicted model, not a curated record. NCBI's taxonomy places the organism in Eukaryota, Viridiplantae, Streptophyta, Magnoliopsida, Rosales, Rosaceae.